AUGAACACCUCUAUAUGCAAGCACUCUUUGUCUCCGGCCCAACAAGCCUCUAAACGGACUAAACGUGGGCUUUUACCAGUACCCAAAGCCUGGAUUAGCAAUUUCCGGUCCAGAAUAUAUGGCCGCCUCUCCGCUCUGGCUCACAAACUGGAUCCGAAUUGUCUUAAAUGCAAACCAAACAAAACCUAUAAAAACCCUAACCCUAAGCCGAAAGCGCUUGCUAUAAAAUCGAGAAAAUCGAGCUCAUUUAGCACCGCCUGCUCGUUUUUGAUGAAGGGUGGAUCGGGUUCAGAAGGUUCAGGUGGUCUAGGUUCAAUAGUGGAUUUGGAGUCUCUUCGAUUUAAAUGCAGGUUUGGAGUUUGUAUUGAUGCAAUGGAUGGAGAGGAAGCAAGCAAGGGUACAGUUGCGGAAACAGUCUCAAGUACCGAAGACAGAAUGUUCUGA
This is a messenger RNA of Dovyalis caffra, 444 nucleotides long. The record is from the annotation of a GenBank genome assembly. NCBI's taxonomy places the organism in Eukaryota, Viridiplantae, Streptophyta, Magnoliopsida, Malpighiales, Salicaceae.